CUAUCAAAGAAUUGAGGAUAAUGUUUUUUUGCCUACAAACAAUAUUGAUCUAGAAAUGCCUCCUCAUGAUAUUUUUGGCGGAUUGGAAUUUUCAUUCCCACAAGAUCGUUAUCAUCCGACGUUUCAUUCGACAGUAAUUCCGGAAGUCGUUGUUCCUCUUCCAAUGCCUCAUUUGCCUCUUCCAAUACGACGAAGGCGGAGACGGAGACGAAAUCGGAGACGAAAUCGGAGACAAAAUCGAAGAAGAUCCAGAGUUAUAUAA
Molecule: messenger RNA, 262 nt
Organism: Ambispora leptoticha
Lineage: Eukaryota; Fungi; Glomeromycota; Glomeromycetes; Archaeosporales; Ambisporaceae
Source: the annotation of a GenBank genome assembly